Messenger RNA from Cylicostephanus goldi, 510 nucleotides. The record is from the annotation of a GenBank genome assembly. NCBI's taxonomy places the organism in Eukaryota, Metazoa, Nematoda, Chromadorea, Rhabditida, Strongylidae.
AUGGCUGCAGGCCAAGGUGAUGGUGGGAACUCUGCUUCACAUGCUUAUUAUCGCGAAAUAGUUCGGCAGAUGAUGUUUGCUAACGGUGACCUUGAAGAUCCAGUCCCAACAUGUGUAGACCUCGUUUUGGACAUGGCGAAAUAUCAGAUGGUGAAAGCACUCGAGGACGCAUGGAAGAAAGCUCAGACUGAAAAGAGGGACUGUGUCAUGCUGGAGGACGUGCUCGUCUUGUUCAAGCACCACAAGUUCAUCCUGAAUAGGCUGCUGCAAUUUGCGAGAACAGCAGAAAGUGUGAACGAACUGAAACGAGCAGCUCCUCGGACGGCAAAAUUGGACGAGGAACGUGAAGAGGGAAAUCAGCUUCUUGAAAUGCGAGAUGUAGCCUAUGAAGAAAGAAAAAAGCGUAUUGCUCAUCUUGGCGAUGAUAUGACACAAGAGGAAUUUCUCAGAUUUACGGAAGCACGGCAAGCUACCUUCAGGGAUGAAGCGAAGCAGAAAACCAAAUUGUAA